Paramacrobiotus metropolitanus is the source of this 2787-nucleotide messenger RNA. Its product is annotated as toll-like receptor 3. Lineage: Eukaryota; Metazoa; Tardigrada; Eutardigrada; Parachela; Macrobiotidae. Gene Ontology annotation, molecular function: protein binding. The record is from RefSeq and is a predicted model, not a curated record. The coding region runs from base 260 to 2620 and encodes 786 amino acids. Gene Ontology annotation, cellular component: extracellular matrix. The transcript is spliced from 3 exons.
CGUACAAAAUUUCAUUUAAUCACAUUGCACACAUGUUCACAUCGCAAUUUGAACUGCGCUGACGCUUUUUUGUACAUACCGAUCUCAGAUUGAUACGCAUACAAAUCUGAAAGUUUAUGUUUUUUUAAGCAGUUAAGAUUACUUCAAAUGUGAAUGUGGCAAAAUUUAGAAAUCUUCCUUCCAUUUCACUAGCUAACUUGGGACUGAUUGAAGCUCCGUCGACGCGUACGACGGCCUUUGGCUUGCGGUGCUGUUAAAAAUGGCACGCAGACAAAUGGUGCAUUUUUUCCACUUUUUAUUAAAUAUUGCAGUACUUAUCCUGUCCAGCAGCCAUUCGGCCAAAGGAAAAUGUUCCCGACUUCCCAGUGGGAAUUGCUGGGUCAACUGCAUGCAGGACAUCUAUGACGUUAUCUGCAACAACGUCACAGCCGAGCAAGUCCAAUCGGAUAUCAGUGUCUUUGCUCAUUCUCCACAACAGCUCCGCUUAUAUCUCUGGCUGUCGCCCACCAUAUCGCGUCUAUCCGCUGACGUCUUCGACUCCGUGGCUUCGCAGAUUGUUGCACUCGAUCUGCAGGACUUAACGUCCCUGGACACCUUUCCGGAACUGUAUAAUCUGGAAAAUCUUGAACGACUAAAUAUUUGGAAUAGUUCAUUAAUAACCGACUUCCCGGUAGAAUUGCUUCCCACCAGCAUCAAGGAACUGUCCUUGAAUAAAAUCGGCGUCACGAAUCUCGUCAAUGAUUUCAUGGAGACACCUAGCCUGCCGAGUCUGACCAUGUUGAUUCUACGUAACCUUAGUAUUUCGUCGUGGCAAACUAAAUUUUUGGAAGCUCUCCCGAGUCUCACACAUUUUAUGAUCGCCAACAGCACGAUAAACCUAUCCAAUGAUACGGACCAACGGUUUCCGGCAGUAAAAAAUUUACAGUCAUUUACCUUAACGUACAACAAUUUUGUGUCACAACGAACCUCCAGUGAACAGCAAGUAAAACAUGUCAGCGCAGCUUUCAUGCGGAUUAUAGAAGCUCUGCAGUUACAACCGGAUGCCGCUGUUGACCUGAGCCAUAACAACAUUGAAUUAUCGGAUGGCGUAUUGUCUGCCAUUGGAAGAUUAUCCUCAGCAAGUUCCCUGAACUUACGAGGCAACCCAAUUGCAGUCAAUUCGACGACCGACCUGUCGGGUUUCUUUGGGUAUUUCGAUCGUCUGCGAUUACUGGAUUUGGGAGAAACGAAUAUCACUGGCCAUGGUCUGCUGAGAGGAUUGCCCACUCUAACCGAAGUCUACCUUGACCACAAUCAUUUAGGCACUGAUGCCCAACAGCAUAACGUGUUCCAGGGGCUCAGCGCUGUUAAUCUGACCAUUGUGGAUUUGUCGCAUAAUAAUCUCACCACACUCCCGGAUAUUCCGCAGGAGGUAGCCGCAGCGAUACGGACCCUAAACCUGCGCUACAAUAAUUUGACCGUUUUUGAAAAUGACCGAUCCGACCACGCUGUGACGGAGGCGUAUUUUGCAGCAUUUAAAAAUCUACAGAGUCUGGAUUUAUCUUCCAAUAAUCUCAGCACAUUUGCCGGUGUGACCUUACGUCAGUUGAAAAACAUAGAUUUUCUGGAUCUCAGCUGCAAUAAUUUUAAAAACAUCACGAAGGAAAUUUUCUUUGGAAUUUCUGACACUUUACGCGAGCUAAACAUGAGUAUGUGCAUCCAUCCUCCGCAACCGGCACCUUUUGUCAAUAUGGAUGCCUUUUCGACGUUGCCGCCCGUCACCAUAUUCCGCAUGAAUUCUGCACAGUUAAAAAAAAGCAUAUUCUCCGCCCUUAACGAAUCCGCAAGUCGCCUGUACAAUCUGACGCAUUUGUAUCUGGAAGACAACAUAGUGACGUAUCUUUCCCAAGAUAACAUUCCGCAUUUGACACAUUUGAAAUUACUCAGUCUGCGCGGGAAUAAUCUGCAGUCCAUCCAACCGCACACCUUCGGUAAUCUGCCUGAAUUACAGACGCUGGACAUUGCUAAUAACCGCAUCUCGUCCAUUGGAACGGAUAAUUUUGCCCAAGGGCGCACCUCCUUACAGAACUUGGAAUAUCUGAAUUUGGAAAGCAACGGUAUCGACCGUAUAGAACGCGGCUCCUUUGACAAUCUGCUGAAGUUAAAAAGUCUACUCUUGGGUAAUAACUCGGCUGAGGUUCAAGAUUUAUUCCUGGAUCAGGACGGAGGGAAAGAGCUCGUUUAUUUCGGCAUACAGAGCUACAACAACAGUUGUCUGCGACCGGCUCUGUUUUCCAAAUUGAAAAAGCUUCGUUGGCUGCUGAACGAUGUGUACAGUUUUCUAGUGGUCAAUCCGGAUGCUAGUCUGUUGACACGCGAUGAUUAUUUGCUGUCCAUUAUCAAGAGAUGCGCCGAGGGAUCGGUGAUUACCUCCCGAAAAGGCUAUCCUGGACUGUCGAAUUACGUGUCAGUGACCACGCAUGAUGCGGACGACGUGGACCAGGGUCUGCAGUAUCCGGUCCUUGCCACAUUUGCACCUUUAACGUACUGUCCGGAUGCACAGAUGCUACAAGACCUCAGUAAUAAAAUCUGUUCUAACGCCGAUCAAAAGAAUUUUGUCUCAAACAACGCAGUAGCAUGAUAUAACUUACUGACAAGGUGCGCAGCAAAUGAUUGUGAAUCAAAAAUUCCCAAAUUUUGAUUUGAUACUGUAAUAUACGCCAGCCUAUUGAUCUAAGAUGAGAUCAGUCGUAAGGCCGACGUUUCGGUGAUAGUUAUAAUAUAAAUAUUGGACGAAUAAAAUGGUAU